CGCGCGCGCCUACGCCGACGUGCUCAAGGCGUUCGCGCUGCAUGCGGCCGCCGACGACGCCGGGGCCGAGCACAACGACGCGCACGCCGCUCUCAGCCAGGCAGUGCACCACUACGUGUCGCACUGGCACGAGCAGAUCGAGGUGCCGCAGGCGGGCGGCGAGGGAGACGAGGAGCACGAUCACCCCGGCGCCGUGACGACCGUGUACAACGCGGACCUGAUCGACGAGAUGGCAGCGGCGCCGACGCGAGGCGACCUGGACAAGCUGCGCGACCUGUACGUGGCGGCGCUGGUGCACUCGGGGCGCACGGUGGGCUCGGCGCGCGCGGCCGAGCACGAGGUGGCCCAACUGGCGGCCGAUGAGCUGCGCAUCACGCGCGGCGCGCGGCGGCCGGCGCGCGCCCUGCGCCACUUCCUGCUCGCGGCCAGCUACAAGGACCAGCUCACCGCCGCCGUCGGCCUGCUCGUGUGGUCCGCCUACAUGUUCGGCACCGCCGCGCUCAACUGGCCGCUGCUACACAACGGUAGCAAGGGCGGCGGCCAGUGCGACGACGUGCCCACCGUCUACUUCGUCCUAGCACCCAAGAAGCCCUUUGCCGAUGCUGGUUUCGCCACCUUUCUCAAGGUCUGGACCGUCGGCGUCGUGCUUGUCGCCGUCGUCACCACCGCCGUGGCCCUGUUCAUCCUCGCCGUCGCUCUGGUCGGCCCGCGCGGGGUCGGUCUUAUCACGCGGCGGCGCGGGGUCAGGGGUGACAAGUCCCUCGAAGCGGGCGGCGGCGGCGGCGGCGCACAAGAAAACAUACACAGCUCGGCGGGCUAUCGCUCGCACCAGGCGCGCGGGCGGCACGCGCAGGAGGUGCUGGCGUGCCUGCACCAGGCCGAGGGCCGCAGCGCGCACCACCGGUACCGCGGCAGCAGCAGCCGCACAACAGCAACACCGCCGCUGCGCUUCAGCGUGUGGAACAUCCCCUGGGCCCUGCUGCUGGCCGUGCUGCUCGCCGUCACCGUCGCCACGGCCGAGCUAACCACGCACCGCCAGGGCCCCUUCAACAACGUGCCCCUCGACUUUGCGCGCCCGCCCCUGCACGAGACGGCCGAGAUCCUGGCAUUUCUCGUCGGCCUGUACGCGCUCGUGCUGACACUGCUGAGCGUGCUCGGCGCUGCGGUCGCUGCGUUCCAAAGUAGGCGUCGCAGUAGGCAUGUUGCGAGCCACAGAAAGCACGCACGCGUUUAGGAGAAGGCCGAGGUGCGGGCUUAGAGUGAAGGAAACGGUUUGUGUGUGUGUGUGUGUGUGUGUGUGUGUGUGUGUGU
Molecule: messenger RNA, 1311 nt
Organism: Lasiosphaeria miniovina
Lineage: Eukaryota; Fungi; Ascomycota; Sordariomycetes; Sordariales; Lasiosphaeriaceae
Exons: 1
Coding region: 230-1234 (334 amino acids)
Source: RefSeq, a predicted model, not a curated record